CCGUUGUUAGUUUAGUUUAACCAUCGCAGCGCUUGAGUCGCGAUUAGUAGUUGCUCAAGUGUACCCAGUUGCCAGGAUCGUCGCUCUGCCUUAUUUUUUUUUAAUCAGACCGAGUCCAAAAUGAAGUUAUUUUUAUGUGCCAUUGCUGUGACCCUGUGUGUGGCGACAACCGUGUCCGCCGCCAACUUCGAGUGCCCGAAGCCCAAUGGCCAGUUCGCCGAUGAGGUGCAGUGCGAUAAGUUCUACGUCUGCGACGAUGGAGUGGCCAAGGCGAAGCUCUGUCCCGAUGGCCUCGUCUUCGAUCCCCUCAACCGCAAGUUCAACAAGUGCGACCAGCCCUUCAAUGUAGACUGCGAGGACCGCACGGAGCUCCAGGAGCCCAAGUCCAGCAAGUACUGCCCGCGCAAGAACGGCUUCUUCGCGCAUCCCGAUCCCGCCGUGUGCAACAUCUUCUACAACUGCAUCGAGGGCGACGCCCUGGAGACCAAGUGCACCGUGGGCCUCCACUUUGACGAAUACUCGGGCACCUGCGUGUGGCCGGAUACCGCGAAGCGUGAGGGCUGCAACCCGGAGCAGAGAACCUCCGAGACUGGAUUCGUGUGCCCCAAGGAUCAGCCGAAGACCGAUGACCGCGGCCAGGUGGUGACCCAUCCCAAGUACCCACAUCCCACCGACUGCCAGAAGUUCUACGUGUGCCUGAAUGGCGAGGAUCCCAGGGAUCUGGGCUGCCAGCUGGGCGAGGUCUACAACGAUGCCACCGAGAUGUGCGAUGCUCCCGAGAAUGUGCCCGGCUGCGAGGACUGGUACAAGGAUGUGGACGACAAAAAGGACUAAGCCACAAUGCGGUCGGCCCUCCUCAUCACAUCCACACUCACACUCAUGCACACACAAGCACACUGAGAGAAAAUCAAUCAAAUCAAAUCAAAUCCAAUCGAAACAAAACAAAACAAAACAACACACAGAUUCGCGUCUUAGUCACUUAAAUUUAGUAGUUCUAGCCCAUUUCCUAUAGAGCGUAAAGCGUAUGUGUAGCAGUUAAACUUCAAUAUUCGGACUAUCUAUUUCUGAACUAUAUUUCCCUUUUCUCUGACUUUUCUAUGUCUACCUACUUCUUAAUACUUUUCUAACUAUCCAAUCUCCACAUCCGUUCAUUUCUGUGCCCAACCGAACGCUGCCAAAUUGUUGUGUAUAUAUUUCACGCUUUCAGACUUUCGCCUUAUUAUUAUACAAAAAGAAUAAACUGAAUUUUUUAUAAACUACUCCUGCCAAAAUGAUCUAUCUUCCCACUCUACUUCUAUCCUGUAUACUGUUUCAGCUAUCCUAUGUGAUCUUCGCCUAAUAUAUCCAUUUCUCUCUGGCUUCUCAGUCUUUUCUACAAUCUUUUGAUAUUUCUUAACCUUUCUUGUCUAUAAGAAAACCCUCUUGACAAUCUUCUGUCCUCCUUUAAGUUUCAAAACUAAAUCUUUUCUAUCCUCUUCCUCUUUGUUCUUACUUUAAAAUUUUCAAAUUCUAUUUUUAUUGCUAGAGUUUAUUAUCUCUAAAAUUACCUUUAUAAGCAUUCGGAACCUAUAAUGCGUAUUCAUUUCAGUUUUCUAAAUCUCUCCUAUAAUCUUUUCUGUCUUCUUAUACAUACUUUCCUGUACUUUGGUUAUACCUACAUUUAAAUACUCUUUUAUACUAUGCUAUUUUAUAGUUCCUUUAUGAGGAGCGCCAGGCUAUUUAUUAAUAAACAUCUUGACUUGCCUCCAAUAACCCAAACGAUACGAAAUUCGAAUCUGUACUUGUGAUUUUCGCCUAUUUUAUUUAAGUCAUCAUUCAUCCGACUGUAAACAUUCUCCGCUUUUUCUCGAAUUAAAAAACCAUUUCGAAUCUAUA
Drosophila yakuba is the source of this 1875-nucleotide messenger RNA. RefSeq names its product protein obstructor-E. Gene Ontology annotation, molecular function: chitin binding. NCBI's taxonomy places the organism in Eukaryota, Metazoa, Arthropoda, Insecta, Diptera, Drosophilidae. The transcript has 4 exons. The record is from RefSeq and is a predicted model, not a curated record. Gene Ontology annotation, cellular component: extracellular region. The coding region runs from base 121 to 834 and encodes 237 amino acids.